This is a messenger RNA of Tarenaya hassleriana, 2406 nucleotides long. Its product is annotated as scarecrow-like protein 34. Gene Ontology annotation, molecular function: sequence-specific DNA binding; DNA-binding transcription factor activity. NCBI's taxonomy places the organism in Eukaryota, Viridiplantae, Streptophyta, Magnoliopsida, Brassicales, Cleomaceae. The transcript has 3 exons. Gene Ontology annotation, biological process: regulation of DNA-templated transcription. Bases 190 to 2319 code for a protein of 709 amino acids. The record is from RefSeq and is a predicted model, not a curated record. Gene Ontology annotation, cellular component: nucleus.
UAUUUAUAUUUAUGUUGUAUGUAUCUGUAAUGAUCUAAAGUUCAGUGCUUUAUUUGUUUCCAGGGGCUAAAUUCUAAAGUUCACUGUUUUCCCUCGACGUAUUGGAGUUCUCCAUUUUUUUUUCUUUCUUUUUUUUUGACAGAGGUUAUGCGGCGGAAGGGAAUCCGGUUUGAUUAGGGUUUCGUGCUGAUGGAAUCGAACUUCUCAGCGGCUCUUACUAUGGGUCUUGAUUGUUAUAAUGGUAAAAUUUCGCCAACUCCGAUUCCGGAUCUGGGUUUUGGUGUUCCUUCUUCAUCUGAUUUCAUUCCAUACCCUAGUUUCAUCACUGAUACACCUUCCGUUUGGGUCCCGACGCGGGAUGAGUGGUCUCCUUCAUCGGGCGACGAGACCGACUCGUCGAAUGCCCUUCUGAAUUACGUGAGCCAGAUCCUCAUGGAAGAGAGCAUCGGAGAUCAACCUUCUAUGUUCUACGAUUCCUUGGCCUUACAGCAAACCGAACAGAUGCUGCAGCAAGUGAUCAGCGAUUCACGAGCUCAAUCCUUUAUUCCCCACGGCAGUCUAGCUUCGAUGGGCAGUGAUGAUUUGUGGAGAUGCGACAGCAGUUCCAGCUUCGACGCAGGUUGUUCUGCAGAUGCUGUCGGGGUCAGUGAUCGUCCUGGUGAUUCCGAAUUCGAGUCCUGUAUAGUGUUUCCGGGAUCAACAAACAUGCUCGGUGAUGGGCUGAUCGGGAAUGAGAUUCUGGUGAGGAGUAUGUUCAGUGAUGCGGAUUCGGUUCUGCAGUUCAAUAAAGGGUUAGAAGAAGCUAAGAAGUUUCUUCCCGGCAGCGAGAAAAUGUUCCCGGCGAGGGAUAGGGAGAGAAACGAAGGAGCCUUCGGAAUGGUUCGGGUCAAGGAGGAGACUGGUUCGGAUGUAUUGAGAGUUAGGAAGACUCAGGAGUGGAAAGAAUUGGAUCUCGAGGAGGAAAGCAGGAGCUGUAAGUUAUCGGCGUCGAAUGUAGAAGAAGACGGGAAUGUGACGGAGAUGUUCGAUAAGGUUUUACUCCUCGACGCUAAAUUCGAUCCACCGACAGUCAUCGAGAGUGAAAAGGCUUCAGACGGGUCAGGAGGGCGGGGGGAGAAGCCUCGGGGUAAGAAAGAAGGGAGGAGGAAGAAGAGGAACGAGACGGUGGAUUUCCGUACGCUUCUUCUUCUAUGUGCUCAAACCAUUUCCGCGGGUGAUAAAGGGUCGGGCCUGGACUUACUUCGGCAGAUAAGGCAGAAAUCUUCGGCUAUCGGGGAUUCAUCUCAGAGGCUCGCUCACUGCUUCGCCAACGGACUCGAGGCACGCUUGCACGGGACCACCAGCUCCGUGACCCCGACGUAUUACGGUUCGUUAGCCUCAAAGAAGAAGAUGACGGCUGCAGAUAUUCUCGAAGCGUACCGAGUUUAUCUCUCGGCUUGUCCGUUCAUAACGUUGAUCUAUUUCUUCUCGAACAGGAUGAUCUUAGACGUUGCCAAAGAUGUUCCGGUUCUUCAUAUAGUCGAUUUCGGAAUUCUUUACGGUUUCCAGUGGCCGAUGUUCAUCCAGUACAUAACGAACAAAAAGUGCGGACCGUCAAAGCUACGGAUUACGGGUAUCGAGCUUCCCCAAGGCGGGUUUCGCCCGGCAGAGAAAAUACAGGAGACGGGUAGGAGAUUGGCGGAAUACUGCAAACGGUUUGGAGUCCCGUUCGAAUUCAACGCAAUUGCAUCACAGAACUGGGACACCAUCCGGAUCGAGGACCUCAAGCUCCGGCCGAACGAGACUCUCGCGGUCAACUGCGGGCUCCGUUUCAAGAACCUUCAAGACGAGACAGCGGGCGAGGAGAACUGCCCGAGAGACGCCGUUCUGAGGCUGAUCCGCAGGAUGAACCCCGACAUCUUCACCCACUCGAUCAUAAACGGAGCGUUCAACGCGCCGUUCUUCACGACGAGAUUCAAACAGGCGCUGUUCCACUACUCUGCGCUGUUCGACAUGUUCGAUUCGACGCUGCCGCGGGAGAAUCGGGAGAGGAUGAGGCUUGAGAGGGAGUUCUACGGGAGGGAGGCGAUGAACGUGAUAGCGUGCGAGGGGGCGGAGCGGGUGGAGAGGCCGGAGACGUACAAGCAGUGGCAGGUGAGGAUGGGAAGGGCAGGGUUCCGACAGAAGCCGGUGGAAGCCGAGCUGGUCGAGUGUUUCAGAAGGAAGCUCGAGAGAUGGGGUUACCACAAGGACUUUGUCGUCGACGAGGACAACAACUGGUUCCUGCAGGGCUGGAAGGGUCGGAUUCUCUAUGCCUCUUCUUGUUGGGUCCCACUUUAGAUACAUUCUUAGAUUCUUGUAUUGUAAUCUGUAUUCACACUGUUAUCAUGUUUUGGUGUGUAAUCACAAAGUUUCAGUUGGAGAAUA